This is a messenger RNA of Herpailurus yagouaroundi (jaguarundi), 3781 nucleotides long. RefSeq names its product parkin RBR E3 ubiquitin protein ligase (gene PRKN). Gene Ontology annotation, molecular function: ubiquitin-protein transferase activity; polyubiquitin modification-dependent protein binding; zinc ion binding. The record is from RefSeq and is a predicted model, not a curated record. Gene Ontology annotation, cellular component: cytosol; mitochondrion. The transcript is spliced from 12 exons. The coding region runs from base 126 to 1514 and encodes 462 amino acids. Gene Ontology annotation, biological process: ubiquitin-dependent protein catabolic process. NCBI's taxonomy places the organism in Eukaryota, Metazoa, Chordata, Mammalia, Carnivora, Felidae.
CCGGGCACAGGGGAGGCAAGUGCCGGAAGACUUACCCCCGGAGCCACACUGGUGGGAGGCACAGGCGGGUGCCGGUGUGCGCGGAGGCUCCUGCGUGCCUAGCAGUCUCCACCUGCCCAGUGACCAUGAUAGUGUUUGUCAGGUUCAACUCCAGCCAUGGUUUCCCAGUGGAAGUCGAUUCUGACACCAGCAUCUUCCAGCUCAAGGAGGUGGUUGCUAAGCGACAGGGGGUUCCAGCUGACCAGUUGCGUGUGAUUUUCGCCGGGAAGGAGCUUAGGGAUGACUUGACUGUGCAGAGCUGUGACCUGGACCAGCAGAGCAUCGUUCAUGUUGUGCUGAGACCCUGGAGAAAAGGCCCAGAAAGGGAAGGAAGUGACGGCCCACAAAACGCCCUGGAGGGCUCGAGGAGAGAGCCUGAGAGCUUGACCCGUGUGGACCUCAGCAGCUCGGUCCUCCCUGCGCACUCGGUGGGUCUGGCUGUGAUCCUGAAUAAUGACCGUGAGGAGACCCUGCCAGCUGGAAGGCCAGCAGGUAGACCGCCUUACAACAGCUUUUACGUUUAUUGCAAAGGCCCCUGCCAAAGAAUACAGCCAGGAAAACUCAGGGUGCGGUGUGGUACCUGCCGACAGGCGACGCUCACCUUGGCCCAGGGUCCAUCUUGCUGGGACGAUGUCUUAAUCCCAAACCGGAUGACUGGUGAAUGUCAAACUGCAAGCUGUCCUGGGACUACAGCCGAGUUUUUCUUUAAAUGUGGAGCACACCCAACCGCUGACAAGGAAACAUCAGUGGCUUUGAACCUGAUCACAACAAACAGUCGAGGCAUCACCUGCAUAACAUGUACCGACAUCAGGAGCCCUGUGCUGGUUUUCCAGUGCAACCAUCGUCACGUGAUUUGCUUAGACUGUUUCUACUUAUACUGUGUGACAAGACUUAACGACAGGCAGUUUACCCAUGACCCUCAGCUGGGCUACUCUCUGCCGUGUGUGGCUGGCUGCCCCAACUCCUUGAUUAAAGAGCUCCAUCACUUCAGGAUCCUUGGAGAAGAGCAGUACAACCGGUACCAGCAAUAUGGCGCUGAAGAGUGUGUGCUCCAGAUGGGGGGCGUGCUGUGCCCUCACCCUGGCUGUGGAGCAGGGCUGCUUCCCGAGCCAGGCAGGAGGAAGGUCACUUGUGAAGGGGGAAAUGGUCUGGGCUGCGGGUUCGUCUUUUGCCGGGACUGUAAGGAAGCGUACCAUGAAGGUGAAUGCAGCACCCUGUUUGAAGCCUCAGGAGCAGUUUCUCAGGCCUACAGAGUUGACGAGAAGGCCGCGGAACAAGCUCGGUGGGAAGAGGCCUCUAAAGAAACAAUCAAGAAAACCACCAAGCCCUGUCCCCGUUGCCAUGUGCCAGUUGAAAAAAAUGGAGGAUGCAUGCACAUGAAGUGCCCGCAGCCCCAGUGCCGUCUGGAGUGGUGCUGGGCCUGCAGCUGCGAGUGGAACCGCGCCUGCAUGGGGGACCACUGGUUCGACGUGUAGCUGCAGCCCUGCGCGCGCCCCCUGCCGGCCGGCUCGGAAAGGCGCGCGAGUCCCGCCAUGCCCUGGUCUUCUGUCUCCAAAUGCUCGCUCUCUCUCUCUCUCCCUCUCUCCCUCUCUCACACGCACACGCAGCCCUCAAGGUCCUUCCAAAACUACAAAAACAAAGUCAGAGGAGAAGCUCCUCGCAUCUCUUGCUUUGUGCCCAUGAAAAAGAGCGAGAAGUAUUCUCAGGCCUCAGCAAUACGCACAACCCAGAGCAGAGGUGAAAGUGCGGUUCCGCUUUUUUGUGUGGAUGGCCAUUCCCGCGUCAUUUCGAGUCAGGCUAGACACGUACAUAGAGAUUCCUCAGGUUUUUUUCAUUUCUCGCAUUUUACCUUCAGCAACGACUGGGUGAGUUCUCUGUAAGACUGACCGCGACGGAUUCUGAGCACUGUACUCACUUUAAGAGCAAUGUUCUCAUUUAAGGUUUCAGAGAGCAUCUGUUCCCGAAGAACCACAGGCAAUAGUCAAGACUGCCUUUAUCCCCAAGAAUCCUACUAUAUAUAUAUAACAUUGACGGAACAUCAACUAAUCGGCUUGUCAACUAGUGAGAAAUUAUGAAAGCUGAUUUGAAUGUUGAAUGAUUAAAUUCCAGGAGAGAAAUCAAAACUCCAUGUACUUUCAUUCUAUUUCAUUAUUCGCGACUUUAGAAAGAACUUGUUUUUUCUGAAAAUAAUUACAAAGUCUAUAAUUCGGCCUCAGACAUUCAUUUUGCGGCUUGGAGAACAAGCUAGCACCUUUGGCUUCGCUGUAAAUUUAAUGGAUAAGGGGCCCAGAGGGGAGACAUUUUUAUAAAUGGCUUUAUAAUGGUUCUCAAUGGUAACAAAAGUGCAGAGUGUUAAAGCAGGAUCUUUAAAGAAGGAGCAUUUCCGGGGCUAUGGAAAUGAGGCCAAACCUGAUUCUGCACCACAGGAGUUUAAGCUGUCUCUGCACCUGCUCCGUGCCCCCAUCUGCACACCCCAGGGGCUCUGCCUACCCAGUGGGUUACUCCAGGGAGAGCCCUUUUCUCUAGGACAGUACAGUGACACCAGAAGGUUUCCUCACAUUGACAUGGAUCGAAAUGGAGCCUUCACCAAGUUUUUGUCUUUUUUUUUUUUUUUUGAGGCAUCCACAACACAUCAAAAAGAGAUAUGUUUCACUAAAUGCAACAAACCUCGUUUCCUACAGCACACCCUACAGAUGAAAACGUAUAAGCACCGUCGUUUGUUCUCAUUGUCUGUCUUCUCAGGGACAAUCGUGACCACAGCAUAAUGAGUUUCACUAGCCCAUGGGGUCCUCUUUGGAUGUAGGGCACCUGGAAAUGAUCAAAUCGGUAGCAAGGCUUCUCUUUGUAGACAUAGCACCAGAAAUCCUUGCUAGGGAGAGAGAGGGAAUGACCUCAGAAUAUUUCCCAAGGACCUCCGUCCCUCUUUCCCUAACCAUCCAUCCAGGGGCAGUCCUGCCUGAUCUCCCUCUUCUCUCAGAGGCUAGACCUGGGACAAGAUGGGGUGUGGCAGCCACAGUGGCAUUAAUAGCCUCAUUUGGCUUCGCUCUGUCAGAAAAUCCAGCCUCCCCAACGUGACCCCAAAGCUUCCAGACUCCCAUCAGGAAGCCCUUAAGAUCACAGAGAGGUCCUGGAGAGCCAUCAUCUGUGAGUGUGAGAAAAAGGAGGGUCAGUAGGCGUGAGCCCACGUGUCCCGGUAUCAGCGAUCAGUCCAAAACCCACUCAGGGACUGACUGCACAGUACUGACAAUCCCAGUAAGUAGCAGCUUCUUACAGUGACCCAACGUGACAAAUCCGAUGGCUCCCUCUGUCAUGUGGAGCACCCAGUGUUUUAUAGCCACUAUAGUUUUGGGGUUCAGCGAUACUGUCGUUUUUGCUUCCUCCCAAGCUUGCAUGGUGUGUUGGAUGUGUGAAGCCCGAACAAGGGUUGCUCGCAUGGGUUCGGGCACCGUAGAAGUUUCUAGGUCUCUGCUCCUUUCCUGGUGGUGGUCUCUUUUAUUUUUUCUCCCAGAGGAGGACACUGAAACAAGGUAAAGAAAAAACAGCGUCUGUAAAUGAAUAUGAGUCACAAACCACUACAAAUGAACGUGUUUGAGCAUGAAUGCUGUAACCAAAUGUGAAUGUAUCAAAAAAGGAGAAAUAGAAUCUUUGCGGAAGAAUAUUUCUCUCUGAAAUGUGUAAAGGAAUAUUUGACAACUGAAUCUAAGGUUGUACUCAACUUAUCAAUAAAAGCAUCAAAAAAGCU